This is a messenger RNA of Leguminivora glycinivorella, 860 nucleotides long. RefSeq names its product putative defense protein Hdd11 (gene irp2). Bases 158 to 658 code for a protein of 166 amino acids. Lineage: Eukaryota; Metazoa; Arthropoda; Insecta; Lepidoptera; Tortricidae. The transcript is spliced from 5 exons. The record is from RefSeq and is a predicted model, not a curated record. Gene Ontology annotation, molecular function: oxidoreductase activity, acting on metal ions.
UAGGGAGUUGGCGUUUGUCAUCUGUGGCCUUUAGCCCUUCCAGCUCCGAAGAGCCGACACUUAUAUACCGCCGCGGCGCCGAGGUCGCAACACUCGCUCCAAGCCCCCAGCCACAGUCCGGCCGCUCUUCUACGAUAAAUAAUCGAGGAUAUCAAAGAUGUGGUUCUCUCACGUGUUGGUGGUGGUGUGUGUGGCGGCGUGCGCGCAGGCGUACUCCAGCGGCGCACCCGAAGGCGCCUGCAAGGACAUGAUCCCGCGCCACCCCGUCGCCCCGCAGAAGUCUCCGGCUCCGUACACCAUCACCACCAGCUCUAAGGUGGCAAAAGCCGGCAGUCCCAUCGAGGUGGUGAUCACUGGCAAGGCCCCGAGCAACACCAUGCGCGGUCUGCUGCUGCAGGCUCGCAAGGGAGACGAGAUCGUCGGCAAGUUCACCCUCAAGCCCAACGAUCGCUUCGCACAGCUCAUGAACUGCGGAGAGCCAGGAAACGCAGUGAGCCACAAGAAGCACGACGAGAAGGACGACCAGCACACCGUCACCUACACCUGGACGCCUCCAGCUGGUUUCAACGGAGAUAUCAAAUUCAGGGCGACUAUCGCGCACAACGGAGCCGUGUUUUGGGUGGGAGUCGAAUCGGCCCCCGUCAAAGUCACUGCUUAACUUAUAGUACUAAUUAGUACUUACCUUUGUUUUAAGUACAAGUAUUAUACUUUUAAUUUUUCUAAACCAAUUUAUAGUUAAAUAAUACGUUUAUAUUUGAACCUUGCCAAACAUUUAAACUAUGUGGAAUGUUACCUGUAAUAGAUCUGUAAUUAAAGACGAUCUUUUUUAUAUUCGUGUACAAAAUAUAUUUUUACUUUAA